Empidonax traillii (willow flycatcher) is the source of this 468-nucleotide messenger RNA. Its product is annotated as importin subunit beta-1-like. The transcript is spliced from 2 exons. Lineage: Eukaryota; Metazoa; Chordata; Aves; Passeriformes; Tyrannidae. The annotation marks the transcript as partial. Gene Ontology annotation, biological process: protein import into nucleus. Gene Ontology annotation, cellular component: cytoplasm; nucleus. Gene Ontology annotation, molecular function: small GTPase binding; nuclear import signal receptor activity. The record is from RefSeq and is a predicted model, not a curated record.
AUGGUGUUCCCGGGGGCUCCCCGGGCCGGGUGGGUUCUCCCCCGGCGUGGGGGCUCGGGGGCUGACCCUGCUCUGUGUCCCCAGCCGACCUUCCUGGUGGAACUGUCCAGAGUGCUGGCAAACCCAGGCAACAGCCAAGUGGCUCGAGUGGCCGCGGGGCUGCAGAUCAAGAACUCCCUGACGUCCAAGGAUCCCGACAUCAAGGCGCAGUACCAGCAGAGAUGGCUCGCCAUCGACGCCAACGCCCGCAGGGAGGUCAAGAACUACGUGCUGCAGACCCUGGGAACGGAGACGUACCGGCCCAGCUCCGCCUCCCAGUGCGUGGCUGGGAUCGCCUGCGCAGAGAUCCCCAUGAACCAGUGGCCAGAGCUCAUCCCCCAGCUGGUGGCCAACGUCACCAACCAGCACAGCACGGAGCACAUGAAAGAGUCCACGCUGGAGGCCAUCGGCUACAUCUGCCAGGACAUC